AUGGCUGAAACUGCUGCUUCUGCCCUCCUCAGUGUCAUUUUUGAGAAGCUAACCGAUGAAGCCUUCAAGAAAUUUGCUCGCUCUCAGAAUAUUCAUUCCGAGCUGAAUAACCUGCAGAGCACACUCUCCCAUAUCCAAGAUCUGCUUAGUGAUGCUUCUGAGAAAGAAAUAACCGAAAAAUCUGUUAAAAAAUGGCUCAACAGUCUCCAACAUUUGGCUUACGACAUCGAUGACGUACUAGAUGAUGUGGCUACCGAAGCUAUGCGUCGUGAGCUGACCCAGGAAUCGGGAGCAAUCACCAGCAAGGUAAGAGACCUCAUCGUCCCAGCUUGCUGCACAAAAUUCUCACUAAGUGAACGUCUGCAUCACAAGUUAGAUAGUAUCAACACCAAGUUACAACAUCUAGAGAACCAAAAGGGUGAUCUUGGUUUGAUUGUGAAAAAUGAAAACCCAAAAAAUAACAAUAAAGGAAACGAAACCUCCUUGCUAGAAUCUGAUGUCAUUGGACGAGAAAAGGAGAAAGAAAAAUUGCUCAACAAGCUGUUGCAGGAUGAGCCAUCUAAGGAAAACUUCAGCGUCUUACCCAUAGUCGGUAUGGGUGGGGUUGGUAAGACCACUCUAGCUAGAUUUUUGUACAAUGAUACACAAGUGAAGGGUCGGUUUGAACUCCAUGCAUGGGUUUGUGUCUCUGAUGAUUUUGAUAUCUCUAAGAUAACCAAAACCAUCUUUCAAGCUGUGUCCAACGAAAACAACGAAUUUGCUGAUCUAAAUCAGCUUCAAGUGGCUCUUAAAGAGAAACUUAAGGAAAAACGGUUUCUACUAGUACUAGAUGAUGUGUGGCAUGAAAACUUUAAUGAUUGGGAAAACCUAGUGCUCCCAUUUCAUUCAGGGGCUCGUGGAAGUAAGGUAAUCAUGACAUCUCGCAAGGAGCAAUUGCUUAAGAUGCUAGGUUUUGAUAAUCUAGACCAUCUUGAGACUUUGUCAUCUGAAGAUGCUUUGUCUUUAUUUGCUUUACAUGCAUUGGGCGUAGACAACUUUGAUUCACACCCAACACUCAGACCAAAGGGUGAGCGUAUUGUGGAAAAGUGUGGUCGUUUGCCUUUGGCUUUAAAGGCAAUUGGAAGGCUGCUGAGAGCUAAAACAGAUGAAGAAAAAUGGGAUGAGGUGUUGAAUAGUAAGAUAUGGGAUUCAAAAAGUGUUGGUGAUUUUUCUGCAGAUUGGAAGGUGAUUUUUCCUGCCCUUAUGUUAAGCUACCAUGAACUUUCUGCAAAUUUGAAGCGGUUGUUUGCAUAUUGCUCCUUGUUUCCUAAGGACUUUUUGUUUGACAAAAAAGAGUUAGUCCUGUUGUGGCUGGCCGAAGGGUUUUUGAACAAAUCAAAUGCAGCCAAGUCACCAGAACGCCUUGGUUAUGAAUAUUUUGAAGAGUUGUUAUCAAGGUCAUUUUUUCAACAAUCACCAAAUGAGGAACCGUUAUUUGUGAUGCAUGACCUGAUGAAUGAUUUGGCCACAUUUGUUGCCAGAGAGUUCUUUUCAAGGGAUGACAAUCGGAUGACAAUCGGAUGGCUACCAUGA
Helianthus annuus (common sunflower) is the source of this 1572-nucleotide messenger RNA. Its product is annotated as putative disease resistance RPP13-like protein 1. The transcript has a single exon. Gene Ontology annotation, biological process: defense response to other organism. Lineage: Eukaryota; Viridiplantae; Streptophyta; Magnoliopsida; Asterales; Asteraceae. Bases 1 to 1572 code for a protein of 523 amino acids. The record is from RefSeq and is a predicted model, not a curated record. Gene Ontology annotation, molecular function: ADP binding.